AUGGUUUUAAUUCGGCUCCCUCGCAUCCUUCACUCUGCCCUCUUCCAUCGCCAUCGCAAACCCAAGCCGCGACCAGUGAUCCGUCUGAUUCUUCCCCCCAAAAGUCCUGAUAUUGAAGUAGCCUCAAUUGCUACCACUGAUAUCUGGAAAUCCCCCAUCACGGAGCCUUGGUCUGACAUCAUGGAGGACCCAAAGGAGGAGGCCAACCGUUAUUCGGCCUCGGUCUACAGUGACCAUCCAGAGAAAAUUGGAUUGGCAAUCAGCGAUGAUUCCUCCGAGCCUUCCCCCAAGUGGUCUGUGGUGCCUCGAAACCCGCGCCCUUACACGAUCGGCAGCGAUGAGUGGGUUGAAGUCAACACUAUGAACCCUGCCUCGCCUCUUCCCAGCCCAUCGCUUGAGCCAAAGGAUGUCAGUUAUCUGGAGGAGGAUGAUCUGAAAUUGCACUUGGAUGUUGUGGUCGGAAUCUUCGUCAAGGUCUACGCCAUCGCUAAGAUCCUGGAGGUCGCGUUCAUGGGAUACGGCGUUGAGCUGGACAUGACCGUCGGAACAGGCCUGAUGUACUGGAUCGCCUGCGCGCAACGAAAGAUUCGAACCCGCUCACUGUGCCUUCUCAUCAAGUGGACCGAAAACCUUUACUAUGCCUGCUAUGCCCGACUUACGCUUGACAUUGCCGCGAUUGAGCUAUGUGCAGCAUUCAGAUCAGAGGAUCGCUCUGGGUUCAUUUGCAACGGAACCUUCUGCCUCCCUGAAGCGAGCCACCUCUAUCGCAUCCUCCUCGCGUGCAAAGAUAUUCUCGAUUAUCCGGAGUUUUCCGCCCAUCGUGACGAAACUAUGGUCACCCACUUCCAGCGGGCGUAUGUGCGCGUACUCACCGACAUGCAGAAAGAGUUGGGACAUUUUAUCGCCGAUGACAUCUUAGGGUUCCGCCGCAACGCGCGCAGUGUUGUCUCCAACCCCGAGUCCGCCUUUAGCCAGAAAUGGAACCAGAUUAUCCCGGGCUUCUCUGAGAUCCCUGCCGAAGUCGUAACGAUGCUCGCCGAGAAAUUCUUCACCAUGUAUCCCAAGGACGUGCCUGCACGCGACUACGAACCGUUCUCUUUUAUCAGAUUCGAUGUGGAUCCAACUCCGUCGGAGGAUUAUGAAGCGUAUCCACAGGAGUGGGUAGAGUGUGAGAUGAUCCAGUACCAUCGUGAAGCUGCAGAGGCCCGCUUGGAAGGACUCACUCUCGGAGAGUUGCGUCGUCGCGACUAUAACUCUGCUGAGAUGGUGAGAACUGCUCGACUCCGCUCCUGCAUCUGCAAAGAGACCUGCUUCUGUGCUGAGGAGUGUUCUUUCAACGUGGAGCGCAGCUGCCCCUGUGCCCAGCGACAGUUACGUACGUACCAUUGCAUUGACCGCAAGUGUAUCGGCCGCGGCACCUACCUGGAACGCAUUGACGCUGUCGCCCUCAGCGGUUUUCAAGGAUUGGGUGGUCUCAAGCGAGAGAAUGAUGACUCGAUUGUCGCGCUUGAGCUGGAAUGGGCCCUUGGAAUCAUUGAGAUUGAGGUUCGUCGCGACCGAACUAUUGGCCCUGAAGUUGAGUUUGUGGGGCUCUAA
Penicillium malachiteum is the source of this 1596-nucleotide messenger RNA. RefSeq lists its product as uncharacterized. NCBI's taxonomy places the organism in Eukaryota, Fungi, Ascomycota, Eurotiomycetes, Eurotiales, Aspergillaceae. The coding region runs from base 1 to 1596 and encodes 531 amino acids. The transcript is spliced from 3 exons. The record is from RefSeq and is a predicted model, not a curated record.